CAACUUGCGGUCACGUUAAGCACUGCGUUUUCGUUGAUAAUUUUUUUUAAAUUAAGUUUCAACGUAUUUAUUUAGUAAUUUAUUGGUUUAAAAUAGUUGCAAAGUGCCCAGCAAGAAUUCUGCAACGUUUUGCUUUAAAUUUUACAUAUUUGCGUGCGCUCGUUUUGUGUGAAAAUGUGAAAAACAUUGCCGAUGGUAAUGUGUUUUCCCCCAAUUGCAGUAAAAACUGAACUGCGACAAAUGUGUGUGUGUGUGGAGAAAAAAGAAUAAAAUAAAAUAGCAAAGCAAAGAGUAAUAGAAAUAAUAAAAAAUUGAAGUGAAUCGCCCAUAAUAAAAUCAGCAUAACUAAUGUACGGCGUAAAAAUGUUGCAGCUACUGCUGGAAAGGCUGCAAAAAUGAACGAUGAGCGCAACGGUAACGGCAAUAAGAGCAAUAACAACAGCAACAACAGUAGCAGCAGUCACAACAACAGUUCAACAAGCAUCGCCAGCAAUAGCAGUUCAACAGGCAUUGACCACAACAGUUCGACAAGCAUUGCCAACAGUUCAACUAUCAUCAACAACAACAACAACGAGCGACUAAUUGCAGAGGCGGCUGCAAAGAUUCUACUUAAAAAUGGCAUAAACGGCGCAAAUGCUGCUGCAGCAGCCGCCACAUUGUUAACAGCAGCAGCUGCUGCCACAUUUCAACUGCCUGCCGCACCAGCAGAACUGAAGCCACCGCUACCAUCAACAGCAGCAACACCAUCAACAAUAUCCCCAACUUCAUCAACAUCCUCAACGUCAGCAACAUCCAAUGGCACCACGCCCACAUUAUCACAAACAUCAACAACAAAAAGUUCCAGUCACCACACAAUGGCAACAGCCUCGGCUACGUUGCUCACUGCCGCUGCUGCUGCUGCCACAAGCGCAGCUCCAAAGCCGCACAUUGAUGUUAUGGCAGGCGUCUUGGAUUAUAGCGCAUUAAAUGGACCAAAUGUUGCUGCCGCUGUAAAGAGCCACAACAAAUUUGGCGGCAACGGCAGCAGCUUUGAUAUGGGCAGGCAUCCGAUAUCAAUGCAUAACAGCAACAACCACAGCAAUCACAGCAACAACAACAACAGCGGCAGCAGUCUUGGCGGCUGUGGCGGUCGACUACAGUUUUUUAAAGAUGGCAAAUUUAUAUUGGAACUGGCACGCGCUAAAGAAGGAGACAAAGCCGGUUGGGUGUCUGUGCCACGCAAGGCAUUUCGUACGCCCUCGGCAGCCACAUCGGCCACAGUGACGCCCACGUCUGCGGUGACAACAACGUAUCCAAAGAACGAGAAUUCCACAUCGCUAAGCUUUUCGGAUGACAACAGCUCCAUUCAGUCAUCGCCCUGGCAGCGGGAUCAGCCCUGGAAGCAGACAAGGCCACGUCGUGGCAUCUCCAAAGAACUGUCGCUAUACUAUCAGCGUCCCCGGCACAAUGUGCUCAAUCAACGCGCACGACAGGCGGCUCUACGCAAACGACGUCGUCCUUACGAGGUCAGCGUUGGCAGUGAGGAUUCGCAGAGCAUAUUCGAACGCAUUCACUUGCAAGAGAAUGGCGAUGAAACCUUAAAGGCUAUCGAAGAAGUGGAUGCCACAAAAACAACAGCGGAACAGCAGUCAGCAGAUGAGAUUAAACCUACUGUUAAGAGCGAAGUGGAAUUAACCGAGAUCAAAACAGAGUCGGAAUCAAUGGAGGUGAAGACGGAACACGAUGACUGCAAAGCUGACGUUGUGGUGGAUGUAAAAGUUGAAGCUGUGGUCGAGAAAAUGAACACAAGCGAGGAUGAAGACGGCAUGCACAUCAGUGUGGACGAUGCGACGCCUGAAGCCACAGAAGCAUCGACAUCUAGCUUAGCGAACGGCAAUGCAGCAAGUGAACUGAAUGGCGGAGGCGAUGCAAAGGUGCUGCACACCAAGUGUGAAGCGGAUGAUGAUGCAAGGACAACAACAAAAGUUAAGACGACGGCGACUACAGACAUAAGACUUAAAAAGCAUAAACCCAGAGCCAAGCUCAAUAGCAUCAUACAGAAACUAAUUGAUGGCGUGCCUGCGCGCCUCGAACAAUUGUCAAAGACAUCAGCAACACUGGCGAAUGCAGCAACAACAGCGACAACGACAUCAGCAGGGUCGUCAUCAUCAGCAUCAUCAAUAUCAACCACAACUGAACGUAGCAGCGGUGGCGGAGCCAUCGGUAGUCUAAGUCACUCUUUGGCGCAUAAGGUCUCGCCACCAUCGUCUGCAACAGCCACGAGUCGUUUGGUUGAAUACCAUUUACAGCAUGUGUCGCCGCGCAAACGCAUACUGCGUGAAUUCGAAAAGGUUUCGCUGGAGGACAAUAAUGGCUGCAUCAAUAAUGGCAGCGUUGGUGGCAGCAACGGCGGAGGCAGUGGAAGCGGCGUUGGUGGCAAACGAAGUCGUGCCAAAGGUGGCAGCAGCAAUACAUCAUCAAGUAGCUGCAGUGGCAUUGUUGCUAACAAAUCGACAGUGCCGAUGAAUCUAGCGCCACCCCAGGCCAAAACGCUACCCAACAUCACGCCCACAGUAACGACAGCAGUUGCAGCAGCGGCGGCAUCAACGGCGCCAACGCAACCAACCCGACUGAAUAGCUCCUACAGCAUACACUCGCUGCUGGGCAGCAGCAGCAGCAGCUCUAAUUCCAAUAAGAAGUCGCACGAUCAGCCGGCAACAAUCAUCAGUAAUGUGCAUCAUCAUCAUCCACAUUCUCAUUCUCAACAUCCGCAUUCCCUUUCGCAUCCACAUCAUUCGCUCUAUGCCAAUCCAACAAACUAUCCGCAUCCACAUUCACGUGCUGCGCUGCUCAACUCGCCCAAGUCACCGGAAAUGAGCGGCAGCAACGGUGGUAAAUCGCCAUCGCAUGCGGCAAGCAAAAAGCAGAGAUCACCACCAUAUGCUGCUGCUGGUUCCCCAUCACUGCCCAUCGAUUAUGGACGACGUACGCCACCGGACAGCUAUAAGCUAGCUCAGGCACAGGCGGCGCAUGCGCAACAGCUUCAGCAUCAUUCCUUCUAUGCGCCCUACAUUCCACAGACCAGCAGCAGCAGCUCCAGCGGCACGCGUGCGGAUCUGUUGUCGCCGCCACGCUCCACGAGCGCCUCGCCACGGGAACCAGCGGUCGGCAACACGACAACACCACACCGAACCGUGCCCAAAAAGACUGCAUCGAUACGGCGCGAGUUUGCCUCACCCACGGCCAGCAAUUGCAGCACGGCAACCAGCAACAGCUGCCCUUCGCCAGGCGAGCGCAGCACAUCAUCGCCGGAAAGACGACAGCAACAGCAGCAGCAGCAACAACAUCUUCAAUUGCAGCGUGGCUCGCCAAGCGCAGCUGCCGCUGCUGCUGCCGCCGCGGCUGCAGCUGGUUCGCCUUUGCAUUAUUAUAUGUAUCCACCAGCGCCGCAACUGAAUGGCAGCGGCGGUGCAGCGAGUCCAAAUGCCACACCCACAACAAGCAGCGUAGCUGUGGCAGCUGCUGCUGCAGCGGCUGCGGCAGCCGCAUACAUUCCAUCGGUAGUCUCGCCAUCGCUCUACCAUCCAUAUAUAACGACGCUUGCCGCUAUGCGGCAUCCACUGUGGAUGCAUCAUUAUCAGGCGGGUGGAGCAUUGUUGCCACCGCCGCCGCCGCCACAUCCGCAUGCGCAGCCGAGUAGCGCGGCUGGAGCGCGACUAUCGCCACAAUCGCCGUAUCAUCAUCCAUUUGGUGGCUACAAUGGCGUAGUUAGUCCGGCCAGUGUGGCGGCAGCGGCUGCUUAUGGUCAGGCGGCGGCAUCGGCAUCGCCGUCGUCUUCGAAUCCACAUUUAGGACAUCCGCAUCAUAGUACGCCGCCUACACAUUUGGCCGAGCAUCGAACGCACACGCCAAAACUGACUGAUACAUCAUCAUGUACUGACCAAAUGUCGUCUGCAGCAUCGUCGUCGUCGUCGUCCAGUCAUCGCACCACAAUCGUCUCCAGUUCACCGGCCAGCUCCAGUGCGUCCGUAACGUCUGCAGGUGCAGCGCUCGGCAGCGGCGGCUCCUCAGUACAAUCCGCAAUGUUUCAAAAUAGUAGUCUAAGGAAUGAACUAAGUUCAGACUUACCACUGAAUCUGUCAAAACACUGAGAUCCCCAGCUCUAUACCUAUGUUGCUUCAGUGUUUGGGCAUCCCUCGAGUUAAGUACAUUUAUCGCACUAGUAGCGCUUAAGACGACAUUCAAAACCCCACACUACAUACAUAAUUAGUGGAUAAGUUAGAUGCUAUUUUUAGUUUGUAACUCAAUUGUUUUGCAUUAAGCUACCUAGGGUUUUUUUUUAUUUUAAGGCCGACAAUACAAGCUGAUGACUACGACACUAUAUAUUACAUAAUAACAAAACUUCAAAAUGUUUUUUUAAAAAACCCGUUCCAAAACUAUUUAUGCAAUCAGCUAAGCGUAUAAAAAAUAACCAACAAAACCGUUUUUUGGCUAACUUACGAGUAAAAUUUUAAUAUAUAUAUUUUUUUAAUUCCCAUAGGAUGCACGUCUUAAAGAAUCUCAAAAAAUAUUCAAAGUCGGUUUUUCAAUACUUGGUUGAGAUAAUACUUUGAACUCUGAACCGCUUAUUGAAAAGUCGCCACUAAGAUUUUUUUUAUCAAAAACAUUUCCUUGAAACAGACUGAACUUAAAUUUUUUAGACAAAAAUAAAAUUGAAACAAAAAAAAAUAUAACAUAGACCACUGCAUCUUACUUUUUAUAUGUAUGUGCGUGUAUGUAAAAAAUAUUUUGACAAAGGAAAACGAAAAAAAAAACAAACAAAAAAUAAAAUACAAAAAGAAAGGAAAAACAUACAAAAAAAUACAAAUCAGA
Messenger RNA from Drosophila sulfurigaster albostrigata, 4851 nucleotides. It is a transcript of the gene H, whose product is annotated as protein hairless. The record is from RefSeq and is a predicted model, not a curated record. The coding region runs from base 396 to 4130 and encodes 1244 amino acids. The transcript has 6 exons. NCBI's taxonomy places the organism in Eukaryota, Metazoa, Arthropoda, Insecta, Diptera, Drosophilidae.